GUCACAACAAAAUCAGGGUGACUUUUCAUGUUUCUUGAUGGUUGGAAUAUUGUUCCAAGUUCAAAUUCAAGGGUUCUAUAAAUAGCAACACCUAUAAACAAUAUCAUAUAACCACCAACAUAUUCUUAGGAUAAAAAAACAGUAAUAAUGGAUACGAAACCUAUUGCUGGCAUGUGUUUCUUCUUGAUUAUUUUCUUAGCUACUCAAGAACAAGUGGUGCAAAUUGAGGCAUAUUGUGAGGAACAAAGUCGUAUUUUCAUUGAUGAAUGCAGUGAUCCAAUUGGUGACAAACUAUGUUCCAUUAUUUGCAUUAGCAAAGAAAAUUCAAUUGGUGGUUCCUGCCAAAAUCUAAGAUGCAUUUGUGCCAUUGCCUGUUGAAAUGUGUCUAGUAUUAGAAUUAUAUUAUAGAGAUAAAUAGAUUAAUUACCGAGUUAUUAUUUGUUCAUGUAUUGCUUCAUCAAUGUCCAUGAAAUAAAUCAUGAAUUGAUUAUCUUCCCUUUUUGUAAGAAGAGAGUAUAGUAUGGAUUAUCAAAUAAAUUUUUUGAGUACAAGUUGUUUAGACUAAAAAUUACCAAUAGCGUUACAAUGC
This is a messenger RNA of Trifolium pratense (red clover), 589 nucleotides long. RefSeq names its product nodulin-1-like. The transcript has 2 exons. NCBI's taxonomy places the organism in Eukaryota, Viridiplantae, Streptophyta, Magnoliopsida, Fabales, Fabaceae. Bases 148 to 378 code for a protein of 76 amino acids. The record is from RefSeq and is a predicted model, not a curated record.